GAGUAACCAGUUGGGAAUGUUCACAAAAAAAGAAUUUGAUCAAUUGGCCCCAGUAGUGGACAGUUUCAGUCUCAUGACCUAUGACUAUUCAACCCCACAACGGCCUGGUCCAAAUUCACCUCUUCCCUGGGUAAGAGCCUGUGUGCAGAUGCUAGAUCCCGAAUCCAAAUGGAGAAGUAAAAUUCUUCUUGGGCUGAAUUUCUAUGGCAUGGACUAUUCAGCUCUGGGUGCCUCUGGGGAACCUAUCUUUGGCAGCAGGUACAUUGAAACCCUGAAGGAACACAAACCGAAAAUCAUUUGGGAUGAACAAAUAGCUGAACAUUAUUUUGAAUACAAGAAAAGUAAAGGGGGAAAGCACGCAGUCUUCUACCCAACAUUAAAGUCCAUCCAGCUGCGCUUAGAAUUUGCAAAGGAAUUGGGCACUGGAAUAUCCAUCUGGGAGCUGGGACAAGGCCUGGAUUAUUUUUAUGACCUACUUUAAAAUAAACGAACUGGGAAAGACUUUAUUUGCUGAGAUUGCUUUAUCAAUUACUUGGGGGGAUUUUUGGGAGAAGGUUUUUUAAAAAAAUACUGGUUUUUGUAAUUUAUAUUAAAUCUGUAUUAAAUUUGCAUUUUCCCAAUAAAUAAGAUGUUCUGAA
This is a messenger RNA of Alligator sinensis (Chinese alligator), 638 nucleotides long. It is a transcript of the gene CHID1, whose product is annotated as chitinase domain containing 1. Gene Ontology annotation, cellular component: extracellular region. Bases 17 to 481 code for a protein of 154 amino acids. The transcript has 5 exons. Lineage: Eukaryota; Metazoa; Chordata; Crocodylia; Alligatoridae. Gene Ontology annotation, molecular function: oligosaccharide binding. The record is from RefSeq and is a predicted model, not a curated record. Gene Ontology annotation, biological process: carbohydrate metabolic process.